AUGGCAUUUUUCCAGCUGCCUCAUCCAGUCCAACACAGCCAGGGAUUGAUGUCAGCGACUGAGAGUGCCAGUGCAGAGGCUGUAGAUGCAAGGGAGGCACCUGGUCGGAUGAAGUCGAGCAUUUCCCACAUCCCAUACUCAUCAUUAAUUGCUGAAUAUAUUCCAAGCAUUGCUUUCGCUGCUGGCACUAAGGGUGGGAAAAAGGAAACGGAGACGCCAAUGAGAGUGCGUGCUUACCAUACAGGGAUGAUUGCCUCGACUAAAGGGUCAGAGCUGGAGGUUCAUUUCUCCCUCCGGGCAAUGAAUGGAGUCCAUUUCGAUCAUCUGCGGCAGAACAACAAGUCCCGAGAUGACGGUAGUAGGAUUGAGGCUAAGGAGGUUUCCUGUUGA
This is a messenger RNA of Penicillium malachiteum, 390 nucleotides long. RefSeq lists its product as uncharacterized. The transcript is spliced from 2 exons. The coding region runs from base 1 to 390 and encodes 129 amino acids. NCBI's taxonomy places the organism in Eukaryota, Fungi, Ascomycota, Eurotiomycetes, Eurotiales, Aspergillaceae. The record is from RefSeq and is a predicted model, not a curated record.